AUGGUCAUAUUGAACACGCGUAACAUCCGGGUGGUUGUUUCGGCCAUUAUUUUAUUUGUACUUGUUGUCUUUUUAUUCUCAUCUAAGAACUCGGUCGGCGAAGGAUUACUGAAUCGAUUGAAGGUUCCAACUGACAGUGGUAUUAAUGCUCCUGUGAUCCCUGCUACCAACAAACCCCCAACCUUCGACUCUGGUGUUGGCGAAUCCGCUCCUGCUGCGGAUGCCGGCGAAAAGAAGCCUCCGGUAGAAGCUGGAAAGCAGCCUCAAGCUGAUACCAAGCUCCAGUCCGAAAAGAAACCUGAGGUCGAAAAGAAACCUCAAGCGGAAAAGAUAUCAGACAGUUCCAGUAUUGAAAAGAUUCAAGGCGGAGGUAAGGGUUCAGCAGCAGCCUCAUCUGGUAAGUGUGACAAGAAGGAAUACGUGGUUAUGAUUGAUGCUGGUUCCACUGGCUCAAGAGUCCAUGUGUACACGUUCAAUACUUGUAUGUCGCCACCACAAUUGUUGCAUGAAGAGUUCAAGAUGUUGAAGCCCGGCUUGUCUUCUUUUGAUACCGACACCGUUGGAGCCGCCAAGUCGCUCGACCCACUUUUGCAAGUUGCUUUGGACACUGUCCCCAAGGAUAAACAAGGAUGCACCCCCGUGGCAGUUAAGGCCACUGCUGGUCUUCGUUUGUUGGGUCAAGAGAAAUCUGAUGCUAUUUUGAAGGAAGUCAGACAUCACUUGGAAGUUGACUAUCCAUUUGCUGUGGUGGAAGGUAAUGGUAUUUCCAUCAUGGAUGGUGCGGAUGAAGGUGUCUACGCCUGGAUCACUACUAACUACUUAUUGGGGAACAUUGGAGGCAACGAUAAGCUUCCUACUGCCGCCGUUUUUGAUUUGGGUGGAGGUUCCACCCAAAUUGUGUUUGAACCCGAUUUCCCUAACGAUGCUGAAAUGGUGGAUGGCGAAUUCAAAUACAAGUUUUCCUUUGGGAACCGUGAUUUUACCUUGUACCAGUAUUCUCACUUGGGUUACGGGUUGAUGCAAGGUAGAAAUAAGAUCAACAGUGAAAUCAUCAAGUCUCAUAUUAAGAACAGUGAAGGAUCCAGUCUUGUUAAGUUGACGUCCAAGAAGGAAGCUAAGGAUGCCAAGUCUUCUAUUACCAUCAAGAACCCAUGCAUCCCACCAGGUUCCAAGGCUGAGAACGUUCUUGUUGAACUUGGUAAAGAUGAGAUGUAUGUGGUUACAUUCCAGGGUCCCUCCCUUGACGAAUCUGGAAGUUCCGGUUCUGCUUGUCGUAGACUUGCUGAAGGGAUCUUGAACAAAGAUGCUACUUGUGAAACCAAACCAUGUUCUUUCAACGGUGUUCAUCAACCAUCUUUAACUAGAACCUUCCACAAGACCAGCGACAUGUAUGUGUUUUCAUAUUUCUACGAUAGAACGAAUCCUUUGGGGUUCCCCUCCUCCUUCACCAUGGAAGAAUUGCUUGAAUUGUCCAGGUUGGUUUGUAGAGGUGAAAAAUUAUGGAAGGAUGUGUUAUUGGAUGAUCACAUUAAAGAGUUGGUGGAAGAGCCUCAAUGGUGUACAGAUUUGAGUUUCAUUAGCGCCAUGUUACAUGUCGGAUACGAUAUUCCUUUAGGUAGAGAGUUGAGGACGGCAAAGACCAUUGAUAACAAUGAAUUGGGUUGGUGUUUGGGUGCUUCCUUGCCUUUGUUGGACAAAAAGACUUGGAAAUGUCGUGUCAAGAAGGUUGAAUAA
This is a messenger RNA of Lizanozyma spartinae, 1734 nucleotides long. It is a transcript of the gene GDA1, whose product is annotated as guanosine diphosphatase. The record is from RefSeq and is a predicted model, not a curated record. Gene Ontology annotation, molecular function: GDP phosphatase activity; UDP phosphatase activity. The transcript has a single exon. Bases 1 to 1734 code for a protein of 577 amino acids. Gene Ontology annotation, biological process: protein N-linked glycosylation; nucleoside diphosphate catabolic process. Gene Ontology annotation, cellular component: membrane; Golgi apparatus. Lineage: Eukaryota; Fungi; Ascomycota; Pichiomycetes; Serinales; Debaryomycetaceae.